GAGGGAGGGGGGGGGUGAUGGGCAUGAGGCGGCGGCGGCGGCGAAAUGACGGUGCCGCUGCUGAAGAUCGGGGCCGUGCUGAGCACCAUGGCCAUGGUCACCAAUUGGAUGUCCCAGACCCUGCCCUCGCUCGUGGGGCUCAACGGCACCGCCGUGUCCCGGGCCGGCACCUCCGAGAAGAUCACCCUGUUCCAGAGCCCCGACGAGGGCUGGCAGGUUUACACCUCGGCACAAGCCCCCGAUGGCAAAUGCCUGUGCACGGCCGUGAUCCCGGUGCAGGGCUCCUGCUCCCGGGACCUGCGCAGCCACCAGCUCCGGCAGCUCAUGGAGAAGGUGCAGAACAUUUCCCAGUCCAUGGAAGUGCUGGACCUCCGGACAUACCGGGACCUCCAGUACGUCCGCAACACCGAGGCCCUGAUGAAGGGCUUGGACUCCAGGCUGAAGGUGGCUGCUGAGAGCCAGAAGAGCCUCAAUGCCAAGAGCUUCCAGGAGCUCAAGGACAAGAUGACAGAGCUGCUGCCCCUGAUGCCCGUCCUGGACCAGUACAAGUCAGACACGAGGCUGAUCGUGCACCUCAAGGAGGAGGUGAGGAACCUCUCCGGGAGCCUCCUGGCCAUCCAGGAGGAGAUGGGGGCCUACGACUACGAGGAGCUGCAGCAGCGGGUGCUGAUGCUGGAGGCCCGGCUGCACGCCUGCAUGCAGAAGCUGGGCUGCGGGAAGCUGACGGGCGUCAGUAACCCCAUCACCAUCCGAGCAUCCGGAUCCCGCUUCGGGUCGUGGAUGACGGACACGAUGACGCCCAGCGCCGACACCCGGGUCUGGUACAUGGACGGUUACUACAAGGGCCGGCGCGUGUUGGAGUUCCGCACCAUGAACGACUUCGUGACGGGGCAGAACUUCGUGCAGCACCUCCUGCCUCACCCUUGGGCUGGCACCGGGCACGUGGUCUACAACGGCUCCCUCUACUACAACAAGUACCAGAGCAACAUCGCCGUCAAGUACCACUUCCGCUCCCGCAGCGUGCUGGUGCAACGCAGCCUGCCCGGCGCCGGCUACAACAACACCUUCCCUUACUCCUGGGGGGGCUUCUCCGACAUCGACUUCAUGGUGGACGAGAACGGGCUCUGGGCCGUGUACACCACGAACCAGAACGCCGGCAACAUCGUGGUGAGCCGCAUGGACCCGCAGACGCUGGAGGUGCUGCGGAGCUGGGACACCGGGUACCCGAAGCGCAGCGCCGGCGAGUCCUUCAUCAUCUGCGGCACGCUCUACGUCACCAACUCCCACCUGGCCGGCGCCAAGAUCUACUUUGCUUACUACACAAACACUUCCAGCUACGAGUACACGGAUAUCCCCUUCCACAACCAGUAUUCCCACAUAUCCAUGCUGGACUACAACCCACGGGAGAGGGUGCUCUACACUUGGAACAACGGCCACCAGGUCAUCUACAACGUCACGCUCUUCCACGUCAUAAAGACCUCGGGGGAGCUGUGACCCGGUGCCUCCGUCCCCACCUCUUUGGUUUAAGCCAUUCCAGCCUCUUUCCUCCACCUUUUCCCUCUUUGGUUCUCAUGGUUUGGACCAUUCCUUUGGCUCCUUUGUGGCGCGUGGGAUGCCGUUGCCCCCCGUCGGAGCUGACCUCGGUUGGGUUUUUGGUUCUCUUCGUUUAACUACUUUUAAUUUACAUCUCGAUUUUGGUGGCAAAUAAAACCGGUCUCUGAUGUUU
Messenger RNA from Pezoporus occidentalis (night parrot), 1726 nucleotides. It is a transcript of the gene OLFM2, whose product is annotated as olfactomedin 2. The record is from RefSeq and is a predicted model, not a curated record. The transcript has 6 exons. Gene Ontology annotation, biological process: signal transduction. The coding region runs from base 46 to 1494 and encodes 482 amino acids. Lineage: Eukaryota; Metazoa; Chordata; Aves; Psittaciformes; Psittacidae.